CUUUACAUCUAGAAUGGGGCGUCUCUCCAUCCUCUGCGCAUUCUUCCUUCCACUGCUCAUUGCCAGAUGUGAGUCUGUGGAAAUUUUUGGUGGAAAUGAAGCCAAACCUCAUUCUAGACCAUACAUGGUACUACUGAAAAACCCAGGAUUCUGUGGAGGGACCUUAAUUCGUCCCAAGUGGAUUUUAACUGCAGCACACUGUAAAAUUGAUUACAAUACAGAGGUUAUCCUCGGUGCUCAUAAUUGGAAGGAAAGAGAAAAAGAACAGCAGAAACUUAAUGUUUCCAAGUGGGUUCCACACCCUGAUUUUAAUUCUUAUCAAAACGAUAUUCAGCUUGUGCAGUUAAAGGGUGCAGCCAAAAUAAACAAAUUUGUGAAAGUUUUUCCACUCCCGACCGAUGAAAAAAAAGAAGCAAGAUUGUGCAGCACUGCGGGAUGGGGGUUCACAAGUAGCGCAAACAUUCAGUCAAAUGUUCUACGGGAAGCAAAUUUAACAAUUGUUGCCAAAACCUUCUGCCAAAAAGUCUACAAAAAUCAUAAAAUCACCAGCGACAUGAUCUGCGCAGGACCACUACAGAACCAACGUGAUAAUAUAGGCCGUGGCGACUCUGGAGGACCUCUAAUUUGUGGUAAUUCACUGAGAGGAAUUGUGUCAUUUGGGUUUAACGCUCGCAACCUAGCACCUGGAGUUUAUACAAGACUGGGAGCAAAAUAUCUGAACUGGAUAAAGACAACUAUUCAUGGUGCUUUCUAA
This is a messenger RNA of Spea bombifrons (plains spadefoot toad), 754 nucleotides long. Its product is annotated as granzyme A-like. Lineage: Eukaryota; Metazoa; Chordata; Amphibia; Anura; Pelobatidae. Gene Ontology annotation, molecular function: serine-type endopeptidase activity. The transcript has 5 exons. The record is from RefSeq and is a predicted model, not a curated record. Bases 14 to 754 code for a protein of 246 amino acids. Gene Ontology annotation, biological process: proteolysis.